AUUUUCAAGAAAGUAAAGUAAAAGUCUGUUAUCGCUUCCUUCUCAUAAUUCAGAAAUCCUGUCAUCAUUGUAACAGUGAUUUCAGCUGAAACGAAACCGACUAAUAGGUAGUACAAAAUGCGUUGAUCAUUAUAAAUUGACCUUCAUCCGCCUUCAUUAAUUGUGACGCUUCUAAUGCAGAAUUUAUUUUAAGCAGUUUUGUGUUCGUAAUGUGAUGUAGCUAAACUAUGAUUGCACCGUGAUGUUGCGUUCUUUUCAGAAAUAUGAAUAAAGCAGACGGUUGUCAGACAGAAGUAUGGCUGAUUUAAGGGCGGUGCAAAAUAUAGCACUGAGUGAAAGAAAGAAUGUGCUGUAUGUGAUAAUAAUAUUAAUAUCGGUGUGUGUCUUGGCGACCAUUAUAAUUGUCUGGAAACUGAAUAGUUUUGAGGCAGAUAACAUUUGCGCCUCAAGAGAAUGCCUAACAUCCUCGUCCUUCGUUUUGGACAUACUGGCCACAGACGUAGACCCUUGUGACAACUUCUAUAAUUUCACAUGCAGAAAUUAUAAAGGACACCUUCUUAUACAUAAUUUUCAGCAAGGUAUUAACAAAUUCGUUCGUGAAUUCAUUACAAGUCCAAUCCAAGAGGGCGACUCUAGAUCAAUCAAACUUCAGAAAAAAUAUUACCACGCAUGCAUGAAUGUAACUAGCAUCGAGGAAGAUCAAAAUAAGACGCUGAAGAAAUUUUAUGAAGAGUUAGGUGGCUGGCCUCUAUUGAAAGGUAGCACUUGGAAGGAAGAGGCGUUUGAUUGGGGGAGAAUUGUGGAAAAAUCUAAAGAUAUCGGCUUCUAUUACGAUUGGUUCAUAAACAUUCAAAAUUUUGAAGAAACUAUCUAUGAAAAUAAACUAUAUGUAACGUUCCCCGACAAUGUAAAUGAAAUCGACAAUACAGUGAAAGAUAAUUAUGUAACAUUGAUGACCAAUGUUGCAAUAAUAUUGGGUGCUCCAGGAAAUUUGUCAAAUAUAACGGAAAGCGUGAGCCGGGUGGUGGAAUUUGAAAUUGGUUUGUUGAUGAUUAUACAAGAUUUGAUGCACAAUGUAACAUAUGAGAAGUUUACAAUGGAUGACAUAAAAUAUAAAUAUCCUAAUAUGCCGUGGCCUUCUUUAUUUAAAUAUGUAAUAUUGCCUAAGAAUGAGAAAAUAAUCUUCAAUUUGCAUUCAUAUAUUCCCAAAUUAGAAGCAUAUUUAAACGCAACUAAUAAAAGAGUUCAGGCUGAUUACAUUUUUUGGAAAUUAACAGAAUCAUUCUCUACGUUGCUGACAUACGCUAUAAGAAAAGAAUUUGAAAACUAUGCGGACAUCUCCAAACAUUACCAAUUUGCGAAAGAAAGAGAGAAUUACUGUUAUGGUAUUACCAACACAGUAUUUGCUUAUGUCUCAGAAGCAGAAUUUGUCAGGAAAUAUGCAGUCGAAAAGAAAUCUAUUAAAGAAAUGGUGACUCGUAUAGCACAAGUGUUACGUAAGCAUAUAGAAAAAGUUACAUGGAUGAGUGAAGCUGUUAAACAUGUUACUUAUGAUAAAAUCAAUAACAUGACUAUUGUUAUUGGAGGACCAGACAAAAUGUACCAUGAAGAAGAGUUUGACAAAUUUUUAGGCAUUGCUGAGAUCAAUCUAUCUGAUCUUCACAACACCAUCGAAAUAGUAUGCGAAGUGGACAGAAGUAGAGAUAUGUUCAACCUUGACUUCAGAAAACCAAUACUGAAUAUCAAGGAAGCCCAGUUGUAUCAAGGUGUCACCAACUUAGGGUUUAUAAAAUAUAUGCCUGGUGAAAAUAUAAUGUUUUUACCUGCUGCAGCUUUAGACGGUAUAUUUUACUCAUCAAGCAGACAGAAUUACUUGAAUUAUGGAGUAAUUGGUACGAUUAUAGGACAUGAAUUAGGGCAUGGUUUCGGACUACUGGCAACUUUAAGUUCAGAGACAAUAUUGCAAAAAAAUGAUUCGUUGGAAGAAUUCUUUGAGGCUGCAAACUGCUUAAUAGAAGACUGCAAUAAUAUUGGCAUUGAAAAUGUAAUCAAUAUGGAUUGCAAGGAAACAUUCGAAGAAAAUUUCGCAGAUUAUGUAGGAAUUAAUCUUUCAUACGAGGCUUACAUAGAUCUGGAAAGGAACCAUGGAAUGGAAAGCAGUUUACCGGGGUUGAAUUAUAAUUCAAAACAACUUUUCUGGAUAAUAUAUUCUUCCAUAAUGUGUAAUAAUGUAGAUGUAAAUAAUGCAGAAGGUUUUAUCCAUAUGUUACCAUUUCAACGAAUUCUAGGUGCCUUUAGAAAUUCAGAACACUUUGCCAUGGAUUUUAAUUGUCCUAUUGGAAGUAAUAUGAAUCCAAAAGAUAAGUGUAAAGUGUUGUAAUUUAUAUGCAAAUAAAAAUGUUGAAUACU
Molecule: messenger RNA, 2409 nt
Organism: Anoplophora glabripennis (Asian longhorned beetle)
Lineage: Eukaryota; Metazoa; Arthropoda; Insecta; Coleoptera; Cerambycidae
Product: neprilysin-2-like
Exons: 9
Coding region: 296-2380 (694 amino acids)
Biological process (GO): protein processing
Cellular component (GO): plasma membrane
Molecular function (GO): metalloendopeptidase activity
Source: RefSeq, a predicted model, not a curated record